Messenger RNA from Epinephelus moara (kelp grouper), 7155 nucleotides. It is a transcript of the gene scai, whose product is annotated as suppressor of cancer cell invasion. Gene Ontology annotation, cellular component: nucleus. The coding region runs from base 307 to 2004 and encodes 565 amino acids. The transcript has 17 exons. The record is from RefSeq and is a predicted model, not a curated record. Lineage: Eukaryota; Metazoa; Chordata; Actinopteri; Perciformes; Serranidae. Gene Ontology annotation, molecular function: transcription corepressor activity. Gene Ontology annotation, biological process: DNA-templated transcription.
CGGAGCCAGCGGCUGUCCUCGCCCUGCCUCCUGCCUCCUGCCUCCUGACCUGUCACAGGACAACAUCCUUCCCUACAGAGUACUCUAGCAUUUACGAUUCAACUGACAGCAGUCUCAUCCACGCUGCGGGGGGACACGACUCGUCGGACAGCGGUUCAGUGUCAGUAUCACACAGUGAGAUGCCAAGAAAGGCGCGCUUUACCUACACAGCUCGUCGUGGCUUUUGCAGUGAUUUUUGAGAAGCACCACUGUGGUACUCCUGUUCAUCAACGUUAGCCGGCUGGCGAGGUGUGAAAAGUCAGUGUCAUGACUGGAGCUGAAACUGAGGAUGAUAUUCCAUUGGGCGAAAGGAAGACUGUCACAGAUUUCUGCUAUCUUCUGGACAAGUCCAAGCAACUCUUCAAUGGGCUAAGAGACCUUCCUCAGUAUGGACACAAGCAGUGGCAGUCCUACUUUGGACGGACUUUUGAUGUCUACACGAAGCUGUGGAAAUUUCAGCAGCAGCACAGGCAGGUUCUGGACAGUCGGUAUGGCUUGAAGAGAUGGCAGAUUGGGGAAGUUGCAUCCAAAAUUGGACAGCUUUACUACCACUACUACCUUCGUACCUCAGAAACAAGUUACCUGAAUGAGGCCUUUUCAUUCUACUCAGCCAUCCGCCAGCGCUCCUACUACUUCCAGGUCAACAAAGAGGACAGGCCAGAACUGGUGGUAAAGAAGCUUCGAUAUUAUGCUCGCUACAUCGUUGUCUGUUUACUGCUGAACAAGAUGGACCUAGUCAAAGUUUUGGUGAAGGAGUUAUCUGAGGAGAUCGAAGAUUACACACAGCGGUUUAACACAGAGGACCAACUUGAAUGGAACCUGGUUCUACAGGAAGUGGCAGCUUUUGUUGAGGCAGAUCCAGUUGUAGUUCUGAAUGACAACAAUUCUGUCAUCGUCACCAGCAAUCGGCUGCAGGAGGGAAGUGUGCCUCCACUGGAACAAGGCAUGGUGGUUGGGCAGCUCAUCCUUGCAGAUGCACUAAUCAUCGGCAACUGUAACAACCAGGUGAAGUUCAGUGAGUUAACCAUCGAUAUGUUCCGCAUGCUUCAAGCUUUGGAGAGGGAACCUGUAAACUUGGCCACACAGACCUCCAAACAAGGAACGCUGGAACCCAAUGAGAAGCCAGCUAAAAGAGAAAACCCUCACAAGUAUUUGCUGUACAAGCCAACAUUCAGCCAACUUUUUACUUUCCUGUCUGCAUCUUUUAAGGAACUGCCUGCCAACAGCGUUCUGCUUGUCUACCUGUCAGCUACUGGAGUCUUCCCUACUGGCCAUUCAGAUUAUGAAGGACCAUACGAUUUUGGAGGAGUGCUCACAAAUACAAACCGUGAUGUGGUGAAUGGAGAGACGGUGCAGAAGAGGAAUCAGGCUCAGAAAGAAAUGCACUGCCUUCAUCCAGGAGAUUUAUUCCCUUUCACCCGGAAGCCACUUUUUGUCAUUGUGGAUUCUUCUAACAGCACAGCCUACAAGCAUUUCACAAAUCUGUUUGGCCAGCCUCUGGUGUGCUUACUAUCACCUACAGUAUAUCCCAAGAGUGUGCAAGAUCAGUCUCAGCGUGGGAGUCUCUUCACUUUGUUCCUCUACAGCCCACUCCUGGCUUUCUCCUCUGUGUGUGGCUUAAACAGCGUGCAGCGAGGCCUGUGGGAAAGGGCUCAAGAAUUUCUUCGUAAGGUCUACCGGGACAUCGGGCAGCUGAUAACUCGAUCACGGACCAUAGAUCAAGCCUUUUUGCAAUUCUUUGGUGACGAGUUCCUUCGGCUGCUGCUGAUCCGCUUUGUGUUCUGCUCAGCUGCACUGAGAUUGCAUAAACUCUUCCGGGAGUCCCAGAGCUUCCCAGAGUCGUACCCUGAGCUCCCUAAACAGGACACAGUUGAGAGUAGCCUUCUACAGAAGCAUAUUUUGGAGCUGGCGACCAUGCUGGACGUGCAGAGCCUAUUUUGGGAUGAUCCACUGGAAGCCUACUAACAUCUCCACACAGGGCAAAAUGGCAUACGUGUACAUACAGACUCAACUGCCAGAGCCCUCACAGUUGUCUCUCUGUUUUUGUUUUUUGUUCUUGUUUUUUACAGGUAAAGAAAAAAACUGAUUCUGCACAUACACAUUCAUGUCCUGCAUUUAACUGUUACCUGUGGAAGCAAAUGUAGUGCAACAUUAAAUUGUUCACAUAGAUAAGUCAGAGAGUUUAAUAUAGUAUCAGUUCCCCAUUUUGAGUGUCAGCGGGUUGCCUCAUAAAUAUAAGUAUCACGUAAGACAUAAGAGUAAACAAACAAGUGAGACGCUGCAGAUAACAUUUUUACUCACCAGUCCCCAUCCAAAUGCAACAGCUGCAGCCCCAAACUGUAUUCUUCAUAUCAGAUAUUUGUCGUCAGUCUUGGUUUUGUGUUUUUUUUAAUGAUAUUUAUCAUUGUUUAUUAGAGUGCAGGUUGUGUGAGCCUUAAGGAUAGAGAAUGGAGAAAUCCUGGGCAGCUUCCAGGUGUGACCUUAUCUAUCUAUCAAAGCAGGGUGGUGAACACAGAGAGAGAGAACACAGUGCUAAGCAUCAGUAAAUAUUCAAAACAAACAUAAUGUUAGCACAUAAUUCGCACACUGGGUUGGAAUUUGAAAGAGUUCACCAAAAGUGUUAUAAAUGGUAUUUGCCAAACAGUGCUUGCAGUUUAACAGCUCAAGUUGUAGCAGGCUGAGGUGCAUGAGGUCAUGUUCGUUUAUAGGUCUUAUUAGUUGUAAAGAUAUCACACUACUUUGUGGCAUUAACCAGCAAUCCAUCCAGUACCUUUAAUCGACCAUUGUUUUGGCUUUGUGCGUUUAUGAAAGUGGCCGUUAUUGCUUUUCCAUAUCACUGUGCUGUGUUUGCAUGCAAAAAGGCAAAGAAAUGUACCCAUUAUGUUGUUUUAUUCACGGAGAACGGCCACCAGCUUCAAGGCUUUAAAAAGGGUUGUAGAAUUUAAAAUGGCACGGGGUUGGGAAGUAAAUGGAGCCUGUGCAUGUUUUACAGGGGCCUGCACAUUUGUAGCUGUGUCAACAAAAGACAAUCUAGUUUGUUAAUAGAAGAGAUGAAGGAAGGUAGCAUGAUAUGCACACCAACGUUUUUUCACUAAUAGCAUACUUCAGUCCGUUUAUUACUUAAGGCCUAGACACACCAAACCCACCGCAGCAAUUAAAGCUGACUGUUCUGUCGCCUCACGUCACCUGUGUCUUGGCCUACAAGGCUGCUGCCAACGUUAAAACAGCACUUAUGUUCUGCACCUGUGUGAGAGAACAUAACUCUCCACACCAGCAGACAGCGAUAGUCUGUAAUCAUCGUUUAAAAAGGGAAAUUGGAAAUUGUUCUUUUUUGGAGGGAGGUUACCUUACAUAGAUAGGAAAGCCUAGCUUGUAAUGGGAGGAGAGAGAGGGGAUGACACGCAGCAAAGGGCCAGAGAUGGAAUUGAACUUGCAGCAGCUGCGUCAAGGACACAGUCCCCACAUAUGGGGUGCCCGCUCCAUCAGGUGAACUCAUGGGCACUCCAUCGGAAGACCGGCUUGACACUAGUUAGCCAGUUAAGCGCAUCAACAACUAGGCCCCCCAUGUGCAGGGGCUGUGUCCUUAUUCCAAUUUAAGAUGCUAAAUCAGCUGAAAAUCGCUUCCACACUGUCAGCCUUUGUCAGUGUUGUUUCAGCUGACUGAACAUGUUGAAUCGGUGUCGGCACAGCGGAGCCCAUAGGUGAAUGUACUCAUUCUUGUUGGCAGUUCAGCUCAACGCAUGAGAAAAGAAACAGAGGUGAGGAAAGUAAACAAAGAGCUAAAGUCGAGAGGGAGUUAGACCAAAAAAAACCUUUUCCGGAAUUUAGCCAAUGAGCUCUUAAGCAGAAACGUUUCCUGAUGGCUUGUGUUGUUGUUCACUAAUGAACGGUGCUCUAUUCUUUCAACACUGGAUUGUGUUGUUAAUGUGCUAACUGCAGGGUUCCCACAGUCAUGAAAUUCCGGGAAAAGUUGUUUGUCAAUUGUUUGUUUGUUGUGGUUUAGAAUUAACAGAACAUUUGGGAAGGUUUGGAAUAUACAUUGCUCUGGCUGUCGUUUAAAAUAUGUAUAUAAAAAUCCUAAAACAUGACUAACACUACACAAAAUGAGUUACUUCUUUAUUAAUGUAAAAUCUAGUGUUGUGUUGUGUGACUGCUGAAACGUCACUAAUAGCACGAUAUACAUAGACCAGCAUCAUCGCCAAGGCUGCACCCUUACCGCACAUCAGGAGAGACACAGGAAAAUGCAGAAAAACUGUUGCAUAGCAGGUUAACCAAGGCUUUCACAAUGAGAUUUUAGGCUAAUAUUAGUUUGAGUAGGAAACCAUUUUUUAACAAGAAAAAAAUGCAUACGAACUUGUCAAAAUUUCAUUAAAAUACACGUCAAAUUCCAGUGACAUCCACAGGACCCUCAGUUCUCUAUGCCCCAAAAAGAGGUGCGUCCCUCAGUUUUGGUGAAUCGCCUGUAUGGGCCAAAAUCAUGAACAUGGCGUAAAAUAUUUUUCCUCUGAUGCAGAACAUACGUGCUGGUUGGCCAUCGGCUGUGGUCUUUGCAGUGUGUUCAUGUGCAACUUUUUGUCUGAGACACAGGCAACAUGAGGAGACGCAGCAGGGGGCUUUUGGUGCCAAUAGUUCUCUGAAGUUGGUUUAGUAUGUCUGGGCCUUAAAUGACACCAAACCUGUCUAAGUGCUGACAGUAUUAUCAUGUUACCCGCCAGUUGCUUGAAUAGAAUAAUAUUUUUACCACCAGUCAUCUUUCUCCUGCAGUCAAGUUACUUUCCCGCCAGAUGGGUUUUGUUUUUACCGUUAAUCCACUGCUUGAAGGGUACAGAUGCUGCCAUCUUUGUCAUUUACUGACACCGUAAAAAAAUCAAAUUCAGUAACAAGAGAGGAAGCUAAUACAACCCAGGACCUUUAUCAUCAUUCAUCCCUCUGUCUCCCAGUCAUUUUAGUCUCCACUUUCAACUCUAAAAAUUUCCCAGAACUCACAAAUGUAAUAAGAAUCAUUCUGCAGUGAGUCCAAGAAGUAUCAGACUCUAGAACGCUUGAGCUUAGCUUUUAAAAUAGCAUGCGGGCUACGCCAGCCAGCACUUCCAGAGACAUUGUCAUUGUGUUUUCAAACACUUCAUGUAAUGUUGGUUUGAGUUUUGUUCUGCAGUAUAAAGUAGCAUUUCAGUGGACAUCAGUAGUCCUCUGCCAGACUGGUGCCAGAAAUAAAUCCCCCAUGAUGUCUCACAGUACCGACAUUUCUUUCCACACUCAUCACAGCUGAUUGCAGAAUUAAGAGAUGUGGUUGGUGGAGAGAAGAUGUGCUUGUUGAUGGAAUUUCCACAAUCAACAUAUAAUUUCUUAAUUUGAGACUAAAUCAGUGGUUUGCAAAUAACAUUCAAACAAUUUAUUGAUUUUAUAUUUUAGCCAGUUUCAUGUUGCUGGAUUGAUCAGAGGGUAUGUGGGUUUCUGAGUAGUUAUCAGUAAAAGGCACCACAUGACAGUCUCUGUUAGCAUGUUUCCGUGCAAUACUUUGACCUUUAGAAUGAUAUUUCAAAUACCCUCUGAAAUGCUAGAAAAUCACUGAUUUGCUGAAAACCAUAUUUUUAAAAGAUUUUGAUACCUGCUCAGACAUUUGGUCAAGACGAGGACUCUCCAAAACUGACCAGAUUUCCACACUUUCCUGUGCCUGUCCAUGGUCCCCAAAUAAUGAAUACAAAUUUUGACAAAAUUUGCCCGUUGACCUUUAGUGCCAUAUCUAGACAAAGAUGUUAGUUUGCAUGCAAGAUAUUUCAUAAUCUAACAGACUGGCAAUUCCUCGGAUACUGAAUACUGAGAUACUUAAUUGGUGACACUAAUCUUGAGUGUCCACCUUCAAACUGUGCUGAUUGUAUAGAUCCUCUGUGCUGUUGAGGAGAUAAUGGGUGUGAAGCAUCCAUGUUUUUACAGUCAUGGAUAUAAACUGUAAGAGAAACUUGACUGGUGCGCGGAGGUAUACAACUGCGGGGCAGUAAUACUAGAUUUUUAUCUGUAUUAUUAUAAGACCAAAGACAAAAAUCAACAGUGCAUUAGUCCAUCUGUCGGUACUUCUCCCUAAACUACCUGUCCGUCAAGCCCAUUGGCUCCUACUAAAGAGUAGAGUUGGGUCGAUUUCCGGUUUUGGUAACAUUUUUGAUUUGAAGCUGACAAAAGAGGCAUCGUAACUGGCCAUGAGUGUCAUGUUGCACUGUUUGGACUUGAACUUUUAUUGUAUGCCCUGUUUCUAUUUAUUCCUGUUAAUCGCUUUGAAAGCUCUGCAAUGGACGAGGAAUAGAGGCUUCAUGUUAAAAUGAAACAACGUUAUCUAAUGAUACCUUCUUAUUUUACUACAAAACCUAAAUAAAGUGACAGAAAAUUUUUUGGUAAUGACCAUUACUAAUAACAGCUUAUUUGCUGUUGGUGUAAUUGUAGUCAAUUUCAGUAAUUAUCACAGUAUAAAACAUGUUAAAAAGUACAAAGGUAGGAGAAAUAAACCACCCAUCAUUUACAUUUUAUUAAGGCCCAAAGUUACGCAUAUUUAGGAGCGGGGCCACUUGAGUGACAGGCUGUCCGUGAGGUAUUGCCACAGUCUUGGUAACAUUACAAAGACUGUGUGAGUAACAUUACAAGUAAAUGUUCCACCUUAACUGUUGCUGUCAGUCUGCCCAGUGAAUUAAGUUAUUUAAUUUCUCAGACUACAGCUGCUGCAAGAGGCAGCAAAACAUCCUGUUAUUUUGUAGUUCAUUAAUAUGUGUUAAACUUGCCACAGUAUGAACAGUGGUUACAUAAGCCUCAAAAACAGCCACAACUCAGCCCUGAGCAAGGGCAACCAUCCACUAGUGACCAAUCAACGGACUGCAGUGUUUUUAGUUCCACCUUUUAGUGCCAGAUCUGUGUGCUAGGUACCCUAUCCUUUAAAAAUUGUUUGUUUGUUUUUUUAUAGCCCCAUUUCUAAAAAGGGUCUUAGAAAAGCUAAAAGCUAAGUACGUAGCUUCUUUUCUCCAGGACUACUGUAGCUCCUGUGCUUCAGGCCUCAAAUUUCUAUUUGGACAGUUUCAUAUGUUUUAAAAUAUGCUCCACAUCAAAACAUCAACCAAAUAAAAAGUUUAAGUG